CAGGCACCUCUGUAGUCAUCCCUGCAGAGGUCCUUUCCUGUAGGUGACAUUCAUUUGAAGGGGCUAUUCGUUAGCAGCGAGCAGCAGAUUAUUAGAGUGAGAAGCCAUGGCGCAGGCAGUACAGAAGCUGGUUGCAAAAGUUCCCUCUUUGGUCGGCGCCGCUGUGAGCUACUCGAAGCCCCGGCUAUCGACCUUCUGGUACUAUGCCCGUGUGGAGCUGGUGCCUCCUUCUCCAGCUGAAGUCUCGAAGGCAGUAGCAGGAGUGUCCGAUCUCGUCAAGGCCUUCCAGGCUGGCCGUCUGGGUCAAACCACAGUUCGGGACGCUCUGAGGAAUGGUCUUGUCGCCACAGAAGUUCUAAUGUGGUUCUACAUCGGCGAGAUCAUCGGAAAAGGAGGCAUUGUGGGAUAUAAUGUGUAAAUGUGGACUGUUGCUUGCUUCCUUCUUGUCCAAGCGCUUUGUUUCCGCUUUGAACUUCUUGGAUUCCAGGAAGUAAAUAAAUAUGUAUUGUUCAAAGAAGCGUAUAUGCUCAGUACAGUGAUGGAUGGUGGGUUUGCAUAAUAUAAACUUUUAUUUAGUCCAAUAAAAAAAUAACUUGUACAUUUAA
Silurus meridionalis is the source of this 605-nucleotide messenger RNA. RefSeq names its product ATP synthase, H+ transporting, mitochondrial F0 complex, subunit g (gene atp5mg). Gene Ontology annotation, molecular function: proton transmembrane transporter activity. The transcript is spliced from 3 exons. The coding region runs from base 107 to 418 and encodes 103 amino acids. Lineage: Eukaryota; Metazoa; Chordata; Actinopteri; Siluriformes; Siluridae. The record is from RefSeq and is a predicted model, not a curated record. Gene Ontology annotation, biological process: proton motive force-driven ATP synthesis.